Baudoinia panamericana UAMH 10762 is the source of this 711-nucleotide messenger RNA. RefSeq lists its product as uncharacterized. The coding region runs from base 188 to 685 and encodes 165 amino acids. Lineage: Eukaryota; Fungi; Ascomycota; Dothideomycetes; Mycosphaerellales; Teratosphaeriaceae. The transcript has a single exon. The record is from RefSeq and is a predicted model, not a curated record.
ACACCGAUGGGCUACACGGAGUCCCCCGAUUUGGCGCGAUCCCAUCAUUAGGAUGUGACCAUGGAUGCGAGGCUGGGCGUGAAUCUCCGGAGACAUUAUGUCCCAGCAACACGGCGUUGGUCAAUAGCAUACCAAGAUACUUGAACGAGAAGAUGUUCGGGCUUGCUCACGUGACUCUGGUUGGAAUAUGAUUGCGUUCUUUAGCGUUGGACCUUUAGCGAUUCGUAUGUGUCGUGGCACGGUCAAGGAUCUGCAGCUCUAUCGAAAGCUUACUGGCCUAGUAUGGAUACCAGACACUGCAGACAACAAGUAUUGUUCACUACGCUAUGGGUUCGGUGGCACAGCAUGCCCGUCGAGUCAGAACUCCUUUUGUCUCCGACGUAUUUCGGCGCAAACUUGUACCACGAGGAGCAAGGCUCACCCAUCCGCGGCUGACCGACGCAGACACUGUAGCCGCGGAAUACUAGCCGUCGUGCUUAGACCGCGACCUCUGCUCGAUCAAAUAGUAUCGAUUAACCGCCACAAACAGCUGAGUCCUGCCUCGUUGAACGUUGCUAGUCACUGCUGCAAAAAGUCAGCAUUUGCUCGUCCCUCAGUCACGGAAUCGAGACUUCAUUUACUGCUACUAAGCAUGACUGGCGUCACGUUAACAACAGGCUCUCUGAUGGCAAGCCUCAAUGUUUAGCUCCCAUCACGACUUCAAUAGCUCCG